GUGUUACUGUUAGUUAUACUCGGUAGUUCUCGGGGUACAGUUUUGCGGAUUUUUUAGUUAAAAAAUAUUUAAAAAAUGUGUCUCGCUGCGUUUGUGGUGAAAUAUGUGCUGUUUUUCGCAAAUGCAAUAUUUGCCAUAGCCGGGCUAGCACUGGUCGGCGUGGGCAUAGCAGUGCUGGUGCAGUUCGGGGACCUGGUGGAGGUGGUGCCGGCGGCCAUCAACUCCAUCCCCAUCGCCGUGCUGGUGGUGGGCGCGGUCGUGUUCCUCAUCGCUGUCUUCGGGUGCUGCGGCGCCAUCAGGGAGUCUAGAUGUCUGCUUAUCAUGUACGCCGUAUGCAUGAUGAUCCUGGCAGCGGUGAAGAUCUACCUGGCGGUGGUGAUCUUCCAGAACCUGAGCGACAUCUACAACGUGGUCGAGGGCUGGAUUCGCGACGCCUUCAACAACCCCAACUUGAGGGAGGCUUUCCACGUCGUUGAGGCUGCUUUCCAAUGCUGCGGCGUGAGCGGUCCCAGCUCGUACGACGGCGUGUACCCGGCGCUACCGCCGACGUGCUGCGCGAGCGCCGACGCGGGCACGUGCGCCGCCGCCGACGCGUUCGGCGGGUGCGCCAACAUCGUCGCCGCCUGGUUCAACACGUUUGGCGAUGCCGUCGGCAUCGUGCUCAUCAUUGUCAUCGUCGUUGAGUUGGUGGCCAUGAUCUUUGGACUGUUCCUCUCGAAUAGAAUCACGAAUAAGAAGCGCGCGUUCUAAUCAAAUUAGUUUAAGAUUACAUUCUAAGGGAGUUAAGAAAAAAUAUAAGGUAUAUAUUUCUGACUUGUUUAA
This is a messenger RNA of Leguminivora glycinivorella, 822 nucleotides long. Its product is annotated as leukocyte surface antigen CD53-like. The transcript is spliced from 5 exons. Lineage: Eukaryota; Metazoa; Arthropoda; Insecta; Lepidoptera; Tortricidae. Bases 76 to 750 code for a protein of 224 amino acids. The record is from RefSeq and is a predicted model, not a curated record. Gene Ontology annotation, cellular component: membrane.